Messenger RNA from Clavispora lusitaniae ATCC 42720, 1182 nucleotides. RefSeq names its product 4-hydroxybenzoate octaprenyltransferase. Gene Ontology annotation, cellular component: mitochondrial inner membrane. The record is from RefSeq and is a predicted model, not a curated record. Gene Ontology annotation, molecular function: 4-hydroxybenzoate polyprenyltransferase activity. Lineage: Eukaryota; Fungi; Ascomycota; Pichiomycetes; Serinales; Metschnikowiaceae. Gene Ontology annotation, biological process: ubiquinone biosynthetic process.
AUGUUGCAUCUUCUGCUUGGUCCAGCACGGUUUUUGGCGUCUCGGAGUGCUUUCUUGAGCCCUGCAAGAAAUUCCCUUCGGCUUGCGCUUUCGGGGGCUUUUUCUUCUGGCUCCAGAGCAUUUCUCCACGACCAGCUGGGCUCUUCCCCACAGAAAAGCCCAAAAACCGUUUCUGCCACCGUUCCGCCCGUUUCUUCGCCUGUUUCUACUCCUACUAAGCCUGUUUUCUCUGCUGAAGAGCUUGAGGCCGCCCGUCUUGCGCGUUUGGCUGGGCUUGGCUGGCUUUCCAAGCUCCCAGAAAAAUGGAUUCCAUACUUUGAGCUCAUGCGCUUGGAAAAGCCUGUGGGCACAUUGUUAUUGCUUAUUCCGUCGUUCUGGGGAAUAACCAUGGCGUCAUAUGGCAUCACUGCUUCUUUCCCUGUUUUCGCCUCUGCCAUUGGCUUGUUCUCUAUCGGAGCUCUAGUCAUGAGAGGUGCAGGGUGCACCAUCAACGACAUUUGGGACAGAAACUUGGACAACCAGGUUGCACGGACGAUGGAAAGGCCCAUCACAAGUGGGAGAGUUAGUGUGCCUCAGGCUGUCACGUGGAUGGUGGCCCAGUGUCUUGUUGGAUUGGCUAUCUUAUUGUCCUUGCCGUUUGAGUGUUUCUACUUGGGUGCCUUGUCCUUGCCGUUUGUCGCCGCAUAUCCUUUGUUCAAGCGGUUCACCCACUACCCACAGGUUGUUCUUCUGAUUUGUUUCAGUUGGGGCUGUUUGCUAGGUUUUCCUGCGGUGGGCGCUGCCCUCAACUUGUGGGUGGCUGGUCCCUUGUUUCUCUCCAACUUCUUGUGGUGCAUGAUUUACGAUACGAUUUACGCCCACCAGGACAAAAAUUAUGACAUCAAAGCGGGUAUCAAGUCCACUGCUUUGGCCUGGGGUGAUAAGACUAAGCCUAUUAUGUAUGCGAUGGGAUCCUUACAAGUGGCUUCGUUCUUGACUGCUGGAGUUAUGAACUCCAUGGGCCCUUUCUUCUACUUGACAGCAUGCUGGGGCUUUUCCCGUCUCUUCCAGCAAAUUAAAAAGGUCAACUUAGACGACCCUAAAAGCUGCUGGGCCGCUUUCACCGGAAACAUCCGGACUGGUGAGAUCUUAUGGCUUGGAAUGCUCAUUGACUACUUAUUGAAGCUCUUUGGUUUCUUGUAA